AAUGUAGAGAGACAUCUCUUUCUCUCUCUCUCUCUCUCUCUGAAGUACAGCAACUAGACGGGGACUUGAAAGUGGUGGUAGGGAGCAAAGGGAGUGAGAGCAAGUAUUUGGAACCCAUCUUUAGCGCAUAUCAUAUUACCCAUGUAAAGAGUGAGUGAGAGAGAGAGAGAGAGAUUGCUUUCUUCAUAAAGCACCACAUUUCUCCUCCGCCCGUCAUCUCUCCAUCAUUUCUAAUGUAAAUUCAUUCUCUCCUCUCCUCUUUGUUCUGCUUCACCGCACUGUGUUUGGGAGCUGAGAAAGAAGAAGAUGCCUCGGCCUGGACCUAGACCUUACGAGUGUGUGAGGAGGGCGUGGCAUAGCGAUAUUCACAAGCCCAUCAGAGGCUCGAUCAUUCAUCGGAUUUUGAGAUUUGUGUAUGAGAGGCACAGCACUGCUACUAAGAAGAACAGGGAAUGGCAGGUGAAGCUUCCAAUUGUGGUGUUGAGGGCGGAGGAAAUUAUGUACUCCAAAGCCAAUUCUGAGGCGGAGUAUGCUGAUCCUGACACACUCUGGGAUAGGGUUAAUGAUGCCAUUAGUACAAUAAUUCGGAGUGAUGAAAGCUCAGAGACUGGGCAGCAUUUGCCUCCUUGCGUUGAAGCUGCUCUUAACCUGGGCUGUGUUGCUGAAAAACCCACUAGGAGCCAGAGGAACAAUAAUCCAAGAAACUACCUUAGCCCAAGACCUCAGCAUCCUGUCCCUCCCACACAUUUUAGUGGCAGUUCCAAUGAGCAUAACUCUAACUUAAUGUCUCCCCAGUUUGUGAGCCAACCAACAUUUGGGAGACCUGAAUGUGGGAACAUUAACAAACCUAAUGCUUCAUUGGCUGCAUUUAGCCAGAUUGUUCAAGUUCAAGCAGAAAGUAAUGCAUCUUUGAACUUGGGUUCUGUAUUUCCCUUGUACUAUGGCACCAACUUCCAGCCUGAAGUUGCCCAGUUGGGCUUCCAGGAACUGCAAAGCAAUGUGAUUGUUGGCAGGCCUGUUUAUCCAUCAAAUGCAGAGCCUGCACAAAUCGACCGCUUUCCAAGCUUAUUCCACUCCAGUCUUGAUGAAGAUGCAGCAUCAGAUCUAAGGGGGAGAUCUCAGGUGGAGUGUGAUUUAUCGCUGAGGUUAGGUAUGUCUUCAGACCAUGGCCAUGCCCCGCUUUGUGGAAAGGCUUCGGCUAGCAGUUGCCAUAAGGUGAUGCCUCAUGAUGAUUCUCGAGCAAGAGGAAAGUUCAGUGGUAAACCUACCAUCCAAGGCAGGGAGGCUUGCUUCCUCGGGGCUGAACCUGCCACUCAUCUCUCUGUAAUGCAUGAGAGUUGGCGAAACAGGGAGGGUAAAGUUCAGAAAGUAGAAUCCUUUCUUAGGAAGCGAAAGAUGCCCUUUCGUGAAAAUGGAGAUGAUGGGCAAAUUUUCUGGUAAGAUGGAUCCAACUUUCUGCCAUUUCAUUUGGCCAAAUGAGAAGGCCAGGUCUGUAAACAAUGGCAUUUUGUUGUAUUAUAAAAUUUUUGAGGGGAAAAAAAAAAAAGAGAAAAAUGUCUGUGCUCUUUGCUGCUUCUCUUCCUAACCCAUCUAUGGUAUCUGCUUUCUGUGCAUUUUCUAAAA
Molecule: messenger RNA, 1623 nt
Organism: Ipomoea nil (Japanese morning glory)
Lineage: Eukaryota; Viridiplantae; Streptophyta; Magnoliopsida; Solanales; Convolvulaceae
Exons: 4
Coding region: 307-1440 (377 amino acids)
Biological process (GO): regulation of DNA-templated transcription
Molecular function (GO): transcription coregulator activity
Source: RefSeq, a predicted model, not a curated record